Messenger RNA from Capsella rubella, 1753 nucleotides. Its product is annotated as probable glycerol-3-phosphate acyltransferase 2. Gene Ontology annotation, cellular component: membrane. Gene Ontology annotation, molecular function: glycerol-3-phosphate 2-O-acyltransferase activity; phosphatase activity. The transcript has 2 exons. The record is from RefSeq and is a predicted model, not a curated record. NCBI's taxonomy places the organism in Eukaryota, Viridiplantae, Streptophyta, Magnoliopsida, Brassicales, Brassicaceae. Bases 103 to 1692 code for a protein of 529 amino acids. Gene Ontology annotation, biological process: cutin biosynthetic process.
CGUUUCUCUCGACAUGCAGAGUCUAGAAUACAGCAACAUCUAUAUAAUAGUAAUAAUAGUAAACACAGAGAAGAAGAAAGAGAGGUCAAAAGACUCAAAACCAUGUCCGGUAAUAAUAAGAUCUCGACUCUUCGAGGCCUUGUCAUCUUCUUGUACAGGUUUUUCAUUCUCCGUCGUUGGUGUCAUCGUAACCCUAAACAAAAAUAUCAAAAAUGCCCUUCUCACGGCCUCCACCAAGCUCACGACCUAUCACCUCACACAUUGGUCUUUAACGUCGAAGGAGCUCUACUCAAAUCAGACUCCUUGUUCCCUUACUUCAUGGUUGUAGCUUUUGAAGCCGGAGGGGUGAUAAGGUCAUUUUUCCUCUUCAUUCUCUAUCCGUUUAUAAGCUUGAUGAGCUACGAAAUGGGCUUGAAGACGAUGGUGAUGUUGAGCUUCUUCGGAGUAAAGAAGGGAAGCUUUCGAGCCGGGAAAUCAGUUUUGCCCAAGUAUUUUCUAGAAGAUGUUGGGCUCGAGAUGUUCCAGGUUUUAAAGAGAGGGGGAAAGAGUGUUGGUGUCAGUGAUUUACCACAAGUUAUGAUUGAUGGUUUCUUGAAAGAUUACUUGGAGAUUGAAGUUGUGAUCGGGAGAGAGAUGAAAAUGGUUGGUGGUUAUUACUUAGGCAUCAUGGAGGAUACGCAGAAACGUGAGCUUGCUUUUGAUAAAGUGUUUCAAGAAGAGAGACUAAGUAGUGGUCAUGUUAUUGGCAUCACUUCCUUUAACUCGUCCACUCACAGAUCUCUGUUCUCUCUAUUUUGCCAGGAGAUUUACUUUGUCAGAAAUUCAGAUAAGAAAAGUUGGCAAACCUUACCACGAGAUCAAUACCCUAAACCACUGAUCUUCCACGAUGGUCGCUUAGCCAUCAAGCCAACACCAUUAAACACACUCAUAUUAUUCAUGUGGGCACCAUUCUCCGCCGCCUUAGCCGCUGCAAGACUCAUCGUCGGCCUAAACUUACCUUACUGCGUAGCCAAUCCUUUCCUAGCCUUUUGCGGUAUCCACCUAACACUAACCGUCAGCAACCACAAGGACCUAGCUUCUUCCGACCGGAGAAAAGGUUGUCUUUUUGUGUGUAACCAUAGAACGUUACUAGACCCACUUUAUAUUUCAUACGCGCUAAGAAAGAAAAACAUCAAAGCCGUUACGUAUAGCCUAAGUAGAUUAUCUGAGCUACUAGCUCCGAUCAAGACCGUUAGAAUGACUCGUGACCGAGUCAAAGAUGGUCAAGCCAUGGAGAGAUUGUUAAGCCAAGGAGAUCUCGUGGUUUGUCCGGAAGGGACUACGUGUAGAGAACCGUACUUGCUUCGGUUUAGUCCACUUUUCUCCGAGGUCAGCGACGUCAUCGUACCUGUUGCUAUUGACUCGCAUGUGAAUUUCUUCUAUGGCACGACGGCUAGUGGUCUUAAGGCCUUUGAUCCCAUUUUCUUCCUUCUGAAUCCUUUCCCUUCCUAUACCGUUCAAUUGCUUGACCCUAUCUCUGGAAGCAACUCGUCGACGUGUCGGGAACCUGAUAAUGGAAAAGCUAAGUUCGAGGUAGCUAAUCACGUGCAGCAUGCGAUAGGGAAUGCGUUGGGGUUCGAGUGCACCAACCUCACGAGAAGAGAUAAGUACUUGAUCUUGGCUGGUAAUAACGGAGUUGUCAACAAAAAAUAAUUUGGGUAGUUUUUUUUUUUCAUUCUUAAUUAGGACUUUUUUUUGGUGUGACUUAAUAUGC